Messenger RNA from Spirodela intermedia, 6650 nucleotides. Lineage: Eukaryota; Viridiplantae; Streptophyta; Magnoliopsida; Alismatales; Araceae. The record is from the annotation of a GenBank genome assembly.
AUGGCUGCGGCGAGUAACGGCGGCAGAGUGAUCUGCGUAUUCUUCUUGUCUGCUCUGUUGAUUCCUUUUUCCGUCUUGGCCUCCUCAUCGUCGUCGUCUUCACAUUCCUCGUGUAAGGCAUGGCUGGUGCAGUCCAUCCCCACAGACAUGCCCCGACUUGCGCGCGUCGACGGCGUCCUGUCCACCGGUAUGGGAAAAUCGCAAGAGCGUUGACCUUCAUAUGUAGUACUUGGCGUUCAAGUUUCGAUUACAGUAGUCGCGUGUCUCCCGAUAAUGACAAUCUAUGCUGCCGGUCGUUGAUGCCGGGGAAUCUCUGAGGGAGCGCAGGAGACGUGCUCCGGUGGUUGGCGGGGAACUCCUCCAAGAGCCUAGACAUUAUCGCGCAGUAUUGGCAGCUGGUGGCGCAGCCACUCAAUCCUCGUUCAGGAGACUAUGGCUACUCCGAAGCCGACAUGGAGAGAUUCGGUGCUGGCACGGGGCGGGAAGUAUACAAGUCCCUUGAGAAUGCAGCCGAUCGGAUGGUGAACAUCAGGCAAUCGAUGGACCUUCUCCUCAUACCUUUUCUGAGAUGUUUGUAGAAGAAGUAGGUUUAUGUUGCAUUGUUGUCUAAAACGAUCUAAUGCGCCACAGGAUCGUGCAGCACUCCGGUGUCUAUCCGGAUUAUGUCGACGAGUCGUCCGAUCUUGCGGCAGGGAAGCCGAACGUGCAGAACGUGACCUUACUUCUUGGCGAUUGGUGGGGAUCGGGCAUUGUCCAUGCGAAAGUUUGGAUAUCGGAUGGGAGAAGCGUCUACAUUGGGUCAGCCAACAACGAUUGGAAAUCUCUUACGCAGGUAUGAAUUUGAUUUAGCAGUGAUCUAAUCCAAGAAAAUAAAGUAAUUUUCUUCAGAAGCAUACGCUGAGUGAAUGCCGAGUGAUUAUUCUUAUUCUUCUGUGGUCUUUUUUCUCAAAAGUUUCCGAGGAGAGCUAGCUUGAAGAUACCGUGAUUUGUGUUCCAGGUGUUGACCUAAACAGGAAUAAUACAUAGGAAUGGAAUAUCUGCUCAGAAUUUCCUUUCGGUCUGUUUUUUUGGAUGUGGCUUACCUAGAUACCGAGAAGUAAUUGUUAGGCAAUUUUAGACUCAGUGGUCAAGUGUUUACGUUCUUGUAUUUUGAGUGUUUUCAUUUCUAAGAUUGGCUGGUGGUCCAUUCGUCUGAGGGAUUUUGAUAGAUUCCUUAACAUUGUUGCAUCACUUCUAAGGUUCACCUUUAGAUGUUCACAGACGCAAUUACAGCUUAGGGAGGCAACGUUUGUUCCCCUAAUGUAAACACAAGUUAAAAACAUUUUCUAAUCAUCAGGGGAUUGUAUUUUCGGAAAUUUGAGAAGCUUUGGGAUUUAAUUUUAGCAAACCUGAAGUUCUUCUGUAGUUAUAAUCUUGGAAUAAGAAUCCUCUCAGAUUGAUUGCAUCAAGGAUAUUGUGAAAAGAAAAAUCUCUUUGCAAACGAUUCCGUGAAGGGUGCCACUUUCGUUGAAGUAUGAAGCUCUGUGGUUGAUGCUUGAAAAAUACCGUAUUGGAUGUACUUGUCUUCAUCCGUUACAUCUCUGCCAAUGUGUGUUUCAACUUGGAGUCAUUGCAUUCAUUGCACAAAGCAUGAUUCCUUCAGUUUAUAAUAAAUUACAUGUUUAUUUCAUUCAUUGCACAAAGCCUGGACACGUUUUUAAAGGUACUAAGUCUUGCAAUCUUUAUCUGCUUAAUUUAUUAUUAGUGAGUGCUAUCAGAUAAGAGGAACAAGUGUGCAGAUACUACUGUAUAGAAAAUUCACGAUGAAUUCUAGAAAUUUAUACAUAAGUUAGUACCUUCGUUCUUCAAUAGGUUAUCCUGUCUCUGAUGGUGGACGCCUGCUAUGAAGCAUGGACGUUUUCUGCUAUGUGCUACUUAUGAUUAAAAGAUGGUCAUUUAAUAAGAGUUAUCUAAAUCGCUUAAAUUAGAAUAUCCACGAGGAUAAUCUAGCAAUUAAUUUUCAAUCUAUAAGGUAUAUUUGAUGCUUUGUCUGUGGGAAUGUCAACAAGACAUGUGGAGGUUAAAUUGUUUCUCGAACGUAAAUUAUUCAGAUCAAAGCAUAUUAAUUGACAUCUGUGAAAUAUACCUCCUAUCUUUCAUUGUUCGUCUAUUUCGUUUGCCUGUUAUCCUAUUUGCUGUUGCCUAAUUUUGUAUUUCUCAUCUAGGUUAAAGAGGUUGGCAUUUAUCUUACUGAUUGUCCAAGUAUUGUCGAAAAAGUAACAAAGUACUUCAACAAUCUGUGGAGCCUUUCUUCUCUUAACUCAUCGGCUUACACAAAAACAGUGUGGGAUGAACAAUGGCAAGCUCAAAGAAAAGUGCCCUGCUGGUCACAUUUUGUCGAUCACAAGGAGAGGUGCAGGUAUGGUCCAUAGAAAUUUCAGUGUUUACAUCGCUUUUAUCAAAUGAUUUUAUCUUCGGGUUUGACAAAACCACAUGAUCAGCAGUUAGCUACUCUCUGACUCUAUUAGAUAUUUUUUCUUGAAUAAAAGAAAUGCCAUAUCAGACACAACCGCUUUUUUGCCUCUCACCUAGCAUAAGUUCUCAUAAGGCAUUAUGGAGGGCUUCUUAAGCCUGAGCGUUUAGCAAGGGGAAGCAUUGGCGAAGACUGGAGAUCUUUCCCUUAUUUAAAUGAGAUCCUUAUCAUGAAAAGCAAUAUAUUUUAUUUUUCCCUGCCUCUUUUCAGUGGUUCAUGUAUGAAUCAGUCUUGUUGUGUUGAACUAUAGAGGUAGUGAACUAUCUAUAGAUAAAGUGGCAUUGAAUGCUCCGCUUCUCCAGUGAUCUUACAACAUCAGCCCUACGUUCAUUUUUAAUGUUUAGUGACAUUGUGGUGGCAAAACAUCUUUGAUUAAAUAUAAAGAUGUACAAGAUAGAUCGGACAAGCGAUAUGAUACUGACUAUAAUGCUCUGGCCCUUUGAACAUCUGCCAGUAUAUAUGUCAAUUGCUGCCAUCUUGAUUAAUAAUCUACUCGAUGAUUCUUUUUCUUUUUGAGGAAAAAUGUAAAAUAAUAAUGUCAGUAAUUUCAUAGGUGAUAUUUUCUCUCUGAGAUCAGCAAUUUCCAUUGAUUCCAUGGAUUCUUGAACAUCUCUAGUCAUAAUCUAUUCUGUAUGAUAUUGAAGUCAUUGAAGAAGCUGCUUCAGUCAUAUUGGAUAGACAAUUGCUUACUCACUUUUGGAUGCUUUUAGGUACAAAGAAUCCAUGUGAGAAUUAUUUUGAACAAUAAAAGAAUCCUAAAUUUCCAAAAAGUUUCUAUUAAAGAUAUUUGUAUGUUUUGAGUUUUUUUUAAAACACUUACGAAAUAUGUCUUUCAAACUUUCAUGAGUUUUUUUUAUUUUUGAACGUUUAUUUCUCCUUCAGAAGUUUACCUGAUCCAAUAUGACUGGGGUCAAAUUUACUUGAGACUUAGUGUAAUGACUUGUGCAAUAUUGUAAGAAUCUCAUAUUAUUAAAAUACUUUGCUUGUGUGUCACGUGACUAUCUUAGUGACUAAUGUGAUUGCCUUAGUUUCUGUUUUCUUCUUAGUGUGUGUAAGGUUCACAUGUCCAGAACCCUCCAUAAGGGGUCUGGUAUGAAUACUAGAGCUUUGCGAAUUCAUUUAAUAAAAUAUUUCCCUUAUCUUGAAUAGAAGUUCCUUUCCCUCCCUCUACACGAGAAGGUUUUUUACCUCGAGGAUCCAGAGGAAGUGAAGGAAAUUCGACAUGGUAUCUGAGCUUCAGAUACAUUAGCUGGAAUUGUAGUAUCAUCCAGGGUAGCAAGAAAUGAUCUGUAGAUGAGAUUAAUUUUGUGAUUAGUGAGAAAAGGGGCUGAAGGACAUAAGGGUUGUUUGGUACAGGCUUGAGGAGGUCUUAUAAGGGCAAUAAGAAGGUCACCUGGCAAUCUGGGCCACCUUGUAUACUUCUUGGGUAUUGAAGUGGCUCAUUCCUCCAAAUGUAUAUUUAUAUUUCAGCGAAAAUAUGUAACAGAUCUCUUGAAGGAUGCUGAAAAACCUGCUUGCAAACUAGCCAGCACUCCUCUCAGACCUAAUCACAAAUCAUGUCUGGUUGAGGAUGAGAAAUCUGUUGACAAAUAAAUGUAUCAAUGUCUUAUUGGAUGGUUAGUAUAUCUCACACAUACCAGACCUGAUAUUUCUUUUGAUUUUGGUCUUUUAAGUCAGUUCAUGCAUAAACCAUAGGAAUCACAGCUACAUGAUGCACAUCGGGGUGCUAUGGUAUUUGAAGGACACUCUUUGAAAACGUCUUAGAAGUGUAGUGGUAAAGUUGAGCUUGAAAUGUAUAAAAAUGUAGGUUAUGCUGGUUCUCUUUAAUAUCACCGAUCAACCUCUGGUCUUUUUAGAUUUCUAAGAGGUAAUUUGGUUACUUGGUGCAGAAAAAAACAAACUGUUGGUGCUCACUCAAGUGCUGAGGCAGAAAUCAGAGCACUUGCUCAAGAGAUAUGCGAGCUGUUCUAGGUGAAGAUCUUAUUAACUGAACUGAAGAUUUCUCCUGUGAAUCUUAUGAAACUUUAUUGUAAUAAAAAAUCUGGAAUCAAUCUUGUGCAUAAUUCAAUACGACAUGAUCGCACAAAACAUGCAGAGAUUGACCACCACUUUAUCAACAAAAAAAUGGGGAUAAAUGUGCUUUGUACCCUAUAUCUCAACUAAAAAUCAAUUCUCAUAUUUGCUGACAAAGGGGGUUUCUGACAUUCAACUGCAACAAAUGAUUUCGAGUUGGGAAUAGAUAAUAUCCAUUUAUCAACUUGAGGGGGAGUGCCAAAAUAUUCUGUCUUGGUGUGUCAUGUGACUGUCUUAGUGACUCAUGUGACUGUCUUGGCGUCCAUUUUCUUCUUAGUGUGUGUAAGGCUCACAUGUCCAGAACCUUCCACAAAGGGUUUGAUAUAAAUACCAAACCUCUCUUAUGAAUUGAAUAGAAGUUCCUUUAUCUCUCUCUACAUGAGAAGGUUUUUUGCCUUGAGGAUCCAGAGGAAGUGAAAGAAAUUCGACACAUAUGAAUAUGAUCAUUGGCCUGAUUCAUACAUGGUACGACUCUUUGAUCUAACAAUGGGAGCUUGAUCAUUGCCCUGAUUCACAUUUGGUACGGCUCUUUGAUCUACCAAUUGGAGGACUGUGUUCAACUCAGAGAGUUCAGAAUCUGAUUCAGAGAAGAGUCAAAUCAAUUCUGCAGACUCUAAUUUGACAAUAAUUUUUUAGGUCUAAUCCACGCCUACGUACACAUCUUUCUAAGUGCAUACGUCAUUAAACUAAUUAUAAUGAUCUAUCUAUGCGAAUUAUACUGAUCUAUACUAAUAAUUCUCUUUCCCUCGCCGGUCGAGUUGUUACUGAGAAUUAUUGAAUAUAAUUUUGAAAAUUCUAUUCAACUAUACUCCUUCCACUUGUAUUUCAUGGAUGUCACGCUGUAAAUUGGUUUUUUAUGCUUCUCACUUGCCAUCAAUAAAAAGCUCGAUUAUCCUUUUGUUUGAGAGUCCAAUUAUGCAUACUAGUUUGACAUUUCCCUGAUACUCUUUAACUAUAAUUCAUUGUCAGAUCACUUCUCCCUCAUUAUAUCGAGGUUCCCCACGUAGCAGGCUAUCCAUUUUUGUCGGAUCCUUCCAUGUUCCAUGUUCCAAUUGAGACACCUGGACACAACGUAUCUGAUUACAACAUGUCUGACUUUAAGAGUUCUCUCAGCUAUCUUUCAUUUGCACCACCGGAGGUAACUUCCUUGAUGUUAAUUUUAUUCUUCUGAAGGCUCGGUUAUCGCACAAUUUUUCUUUUCUUUUCUUUUGAUUUUAUUUCUUCGUGACUUCUCGUUUAUUUAUAUGGAAUCUGAAUUAUUUCUUGACGUCAUUAUUUAAUUAAUUAUCUGAAAGUUGCUAAUCUUCGACAUCAUUAAAUCAAUGCUCGUUCUCUUUCUCCUUCUCUGCAGCUGUCAUUCGGUAGAUUUCAGGCUGAUGAACAGGGCUGGGUGGACACCAUUAAAUCCGUCAAGUUCAAAGGAACUGUGAGAAUCAGCUCCAUGGACUGGCUCGGACAGUCACAGUACGCAACGCAAACCAUCUUUUGGUCCUCUCUAUCUUCCGCCGUCUCCGAGGUUUGAGCUUCCCUAUCCCCAAGCUUUCUCUCUCUCUCUUCCACUCAUGCUGCAGAUGGCUUCCAUUAAUGGCUGACCAUGGAAAUAUUUCUUGCCCGCCAGGUCGUCUUCUCCAAGAAAGCAACCGUGAGAAUACUAGUCGCCUACUGGGCGCACUUCAUUGAGAACACCGACCAGUAUCUGAAGUCUCUCUUGUACUCUAACAUCCUGUGCUCCUCCUCCAAGCGCAACAAAUGCGGCGGCAAGGUGCAGAUCAAGUACUACGCCGUGCCCGGAUUCAACGCGACCGGCCCUGCCUUGAAGAAGGGAAAGGCCACUGGAAAUGUAUACCCGGGGUACACUCGGGUCAACCACGGCAAGUACGCCGUUAGCCACGAGAGGGCCCACAUUGGAACCAGCAAUCUCGUGUGGGAUUACUUCUAUUCAACGGCGGGGGUCAGCUUCGGAACCUACCAUCCUUCCCUGGUUUCGCAGCUGCAAAGAAUCUUCGAUGCCGAUUGGAAUUCUCCGUACGCCAAGAAUGUCCAGCCGCUGAAGGCCGCGUCAUGA